This is a messenger RNA of Cinclus cinclus, 1038 nucleotides long. RefSeq names its product KH RNA binding domain containing, signal transduction associated 3 (gene KHDRBS3). The record is from RefSeq and is a predicted model, not a curated record. Lineage: Eukaryota; Metazoa; Chordata; Aves; Passeriformes; Cinclidae. Bases 1 to 1038 code for a protein of 345 amino acids. Gene Ontology annotation, molecular function: mRNA binding. The transcript has 9 exons. Gene Ontology annotation, biological process: regulation of alternative mRNA splicing, via spliceosome. Gene Ontology annotation, cellular component: nucleus.
AUGGACGAGAAGUACCUGCCCGAGCUGAUGGCGGAGAAGGACUCGCUGGACCCGUCCUUCACCCACGCCUUGCGGCUGGUCAACCAAGAAAUUGAAAAAUUCCAAAAAGGGGAAGGAAAGGAAGAAGAAAAGUAUAUUGAUGUAGUCAUCAAUAAGAACAUGAAGUUGGGACAGAAGGUUCUGAUUCCAGUAAAACAAUUCCCUAAGUUCAACUUCGUGGGAAAACUUUUGGGUCCACGUGGUAAUUCUCUAAAGCGUUUACAGGAAGAAACACUGACAAAAAUGUCUAUUUUGGGAAAAGGUUCUAUGAGGGACAAGACAAAGGAGGAAGAGUUGAGAAAAAGUGGAGAGGCAAAGUAUUUCCACCUAAAUGAUGACCUACAUGUUUUAAUUGAAGUAUUUGCUCCACCUGCAGAAGCAUAUGCCAGAAUGGGACAUGCAUUAGAAGAAAUCAAGAAGUUUCUCAUCCCUGACUACAACGAUGAAAUCAGACAGGCACAGCUUCAAGAAUUAACAUAUUUAAAUGGUGGCUCAGAAGCUGCAGAAGUUCCAGUUGUCCGUGGAAAAGCAUCAAUUCGAGCAAGAGGAGUACCUGUUCCUGCUUUGUCCAGGGGCCGUGGGGGAGUGCCUCCACCCCCAGCAGGAGUGCCCAGAGGUGCACCAGCUCCCAGGGGAGUCCCUCCCAGCAGAGGACCAGUGAGUCGGAGCCGGGGACUUCUGGCAGCCAGAGCACGAGGGGUUCCUCCCCCAGCAGGGUACCGGCCCCUGCCACCGCCCCCGGCCCAGGACACCUACGGGGAGUAUGAGUAUGAUGAUGGCUAUGGAGCUGCUUAUGAUGAGCAAAGCUAUGAUUCCUAUGAUAACAGCUAUAGCACUCAAGCACAAAGUGGAGCAGAUUACUACGACUAUGGCCAUGGACUGAGUGAAGACACCUACGACUCCUAUGGGCAAGAAGAAUGGACCAACUCACGACACAAGACACCUUCUGCAAGGACAACAAAAGGAGUCUACAGAGACCAGCCAUAUGCCAGAUACUGA